Molecule: messenger RNA, 2297 nt
Organism: Austrofundulus limnaeus
Lineage: Eukaryota; Metazoa; Chordata; Actinopteri; Cyprinodontiformes; Rivulidae
Gene: npy8br
Product: neuropeptide Y receptor Y8b
Exons: 2
Coding region: 308-1411 (367 amino acids)
Biological process (GO): G protein-coupled receptor signaling pathway
Cellular component (GO): neuron projection; plasma membrane
Molecular function (GO): neuropeptide binding; neuropeptide Y receptor activity
Source: RefSeq, a predicted model, not a curated record
AGAUGUUCCCAAUCACAGCCCAGCAGCUGAGGCGCGAGGCGGCGGCGGCGGCUUAGAGAUAUCUCCCGGACACACGGCGCUUCAUCUUCGAGCCCCCCCGCUGAAAGUGGCGCAACUGAUGCCCAAMAGUGACGGAAGUCCCAGAAGAAGGAAGAUUUCGGCUACAAAUGAAGACUGCCGUAAAGACAGCCGAAGAUUAUGGAUCAUGGAGAAAUGAAGGACGCAAAGGUUAUUAAUGAAGUAAUUACAGCAGGUGUGAGGAAGUGAAUUAAAUUAGUCUCCUGGCUGUGAGCCGAGAAAAGCCACCAUGGAACUGCAGAACAACACCAAUCACAACCAAGCCUUGUGGAAGGAGAUACCAUGGGAUUUCACAGAGGACUGCUCACUCUCGGUUAGCGGCACCACCUUCCUCAUCAUUGCGUACAGCACGGUUAUGGCUGUGGGCCUCAUUGGGAACUCCUGUCUGGUGUUCGUCAUCACACGGCACAAGGAGAUGCAAAAUGUUACCAACGUCUUCAUCGUCAACCUGUCCUGUUCAGAUAUUUUAAUGUGCAUCAUAUGCCUGCCAGUCACCAUCAUUUAUACCCUGAUGGACCAAUGGAUCCUUGGCGAGACUCUGUGUAAGCUCACACCAUUCAUCCAGUGCAUUUCUGUUACCGUCUCCRUCUUCUCCCUUGUCCUCAUCGCCAUGGAGCGCUACCAGCUCAUCGUCCAUCCGACCGGCUGGAAACCUUUGGUACGGCAGUCCUACUCGGCGGUGGCCGUCACCUGGAUCAUGGCCGGUCUAAUCUCUGUGCCUUUUUUCAAGUACAGCGUACUUGCUUUGCCUUUCCAGAACCUGAGCCUCCCCCUCCCAGUCGGCGACCACUUUGUGUGCAUGGAGAUGUGGCCGUCUCUUCCGAAGCGGCAUGCUUACACCACCUCCCUGCUCGUCUUCCAGUACUUCCUCCCCCUCGCCCUGAUCAUGGUCUGCUACUUGCACAUCUACAUGCGCCUAAAGAGGAGGAAGGACAUGGUGGAUCGAGGCAGGAACGCUUCUCAAAAGAACAACAAGGGCUCCUCGAGGAUCAACGUCAUGCUUGUCGCAAUUGUGGUGGCGUUUGCCAUCUCCUGGCUCCCUCUCAACAUCUUCAACACGGUGUUCGACUGGAACCACGAGGCUAUCCCGUCCUGUGGCCAYGACGUCAUCUUUUCAUUCUGCCACCUCACGGCUAUGACCUCYACGUGCGUCAACCCUAUCAUCUAUGGCUUCCUCAACAGUAACUUCCAGAAGCAGCUCAAGUCCACCAUGUUACGCUGCCACUGCUGGAGGGCAGCGGACAGGUACGAGAGCGUCCCGCUCUCUACUGUCAGCACCGAAGUCACCAAGGGGUCAGUYCUAAGUAAUGGAUCUAUCACUGUCAAUUCAUAAAUCCAAGACACAGCUAAGAGACAGUGGAAGUACUGUGGCCCCCUCAGCCAACAUUAUGUCAUCAUUCAGAGAUUAUUUUGGUUUUCUUGAAUGCAAACAAAAGACAGACAUUCACAAAGCUUAAAACCCCACAAUAACCCUGAAGGAAAACCAGCUGUGAACAUUUACCUACUCUGUAUAAUGUUACUGAUUUAGCUCAAGCUCACACCUAAGAGGAAGCAGAUAAUGAUAUGAGGGUGCAAAGGUCAGACAAGUUUUAACAAUUGUUGGACAACUGGGGACACUUUACGUGUGCACGUUUGGAGACGUAGUCUGUACAGACCGUCGUCUCAUAAAAACAGAGACAGCCUUUUAACCUGUUGAAUGAGUGUCAUGUUUUCUUUGUGAAGCUCUUAAAUCUAUUUGAAUGUCCUGAUCACAUAAACAUCUAUUCAUCAAUUCUUAUCAGAGGGUUUUGACACUUUUACCUGCUGACAAAGUGGUGAAACAUCAGAGAGGACUGGAGAAAACAAAGCAGGUGUUCUUUUUUCUAUUGAGCUGUUUUAUGUUGGUGUAAUUGGUGAUGAUAUGGGAUUGUAGAUUGUGAUGUGUUAAUGAUUAUCAACUGAGAAGCUUAUCUCUCAGCUGAAGGAGCCAGUAUUAGUGCAUUUGAUGUGUCUCUAAGUGCUCAUUUAUUCGAUUUACAGGAAGUGUCUUAUGCUUUUUUUUCCUCGAUGAAAAUCACUGUCGCUGUAACGGUCCGUUACACAUGACCAUGGUAAGAGCUGCACUCAUCUCCUGCCAGCCCUGGUCUGAACUCCUGUAUGUACGUAUAAGUGUGGGAUAAAAUGUGCCCAACAACAAUCAUAUAUCAUCUGCAAUAAAGCAAAAUAUAAGUGACAAUGAA